This is a messenger RNA of Beta vulgaris subsp. vulgaris (sugar beet), 3259 nucleotides long. RefSeq lists its product as uncharacterized. Lineage: Eukaryota; Viridiplantae; Streptophyta; Magnoliopsida; Caryophyllales; Amaranthaceae. Gene Ontology annotation, molecular function: glucosylceramidase activity; beta-glucosidase activity. The transcript is spliced from 19 exons. Gene Ontology annotation, biological process: carbohydrate metabolic process; glucosylceramide catabolic process. The record is from RefSeq and is a predicted model, not a curated record. Bases 197 to 2992 code for a protein of 931 amino acids. Gene Ontology annotation, cellular component: membrane.
CCCUUGCUUAUCCAAAUUAAAUCACAAGACUAUCUCUCUCCGUUGAUCCAUUCCAGAUUUUCAAAGUUCCAACUUUCCAUCUAAAAAGUUCAAUCGUCAGUUCACACACAACGUGGGAUUUUCAGAUACAUUCCAAGCAAAUUUCACUUAAUUUUAACGAGGUCAGCAAGUCGGAUCUUCAUAAUUAUUCAAGGUGAUGGUUAAUCCAGGGGAACCUGUAAAACAAAGCUGGCAACGGAAGCUUGAUCAUGAAGAAAAAGUUCCUUCAGAGUUUGGUUUGAGCGUCCGAGAAUGCGUUCAAAUGGCCCCAAUAGGUUAUCGGCUGUGGCGUCAUGUCCGUGAAGAAGCUGGCAGAGGAAGGGGUGCUAUAAUUGAUCCUUUCUUCAAGCGUAGUGUCACAUCUGACCAUGGAGUUCCCCUUGGAGGAAUUGGAGCGGGAAGCAUAGGAAGAAGUUACAAAGGCGAGUUUCAGCGCUGGCAACUUUUUCCUAGAACAUGUGAUGAUAAACCUGUUUUGGCAAACCAAUUUUCUGUUUUUAUCUCACGUCCAAAUGGUGAAAAAUACUCUUCCGUGCUAUCUCCACAACAUCCGCAGAUGCUCAAAAACAGGGAAGCCGCUGCAGAAGGUAUUGAAACUUGGGAUUGGAAUUUGAAAGGAAAAAAUUCUACAUAUUAUGCUCUAUACCCAAGAUCUUGGACUGUAUAUGAUGGUGAACCCGAUCCAGCACUUAGUAUAGUCUGUCGUCAGCUUUCACCUAUAAUUCCUCACAAUUAUAGGGAGAGUAGUUUCCCUGUAGCAGUAUUUACUUUCACGCUGUCAAACUUUGGGAGUAUUUCUGCAGAAGUGACCCUUCUUUUCACAUGGGCGAAUUCUGUGGGUGGAAAAUCUGGAUCUACUGGAAGUCACUACAACUCAAAGAUCACGACGGAGGAUUGCACGCGUGGUGUAGUUUUACAUCAUAAAACAGCAGAUGGACGUCCCCCUGUUUCCUUUGCCAUUGCAGCAGAGAACAAAGAUGGGGUUCACAUCUCAGAAUGUCCAUGCUUUGUUAUAUCUGGAGAUACAGAAGGCAUCACUGCAAAGGACAUGUGGCAAGAGAUGAAAGAGCAUGGAACCUUUGAUAAUCUCAACUGUCCAGAGACAUCAGCUCCAUCAAAGCCUUCAUCCUGUAUUGGAGCUGCAGUUGCGGCUUCAGUUAUGGUGCCAUCAGGUUCUACACGUACUGUCACCUUUUCAUUAUCAUGGGAUUGCCCUAAGGUGACAUUCUCAAAAGGAAGAACUUACCACAGGCGCUAUACAAAGUUUUAUGGUACUGCUGGUAACGUAGCAGCAGAUAUUGCACAUGAUGCUAUAAUCGACCACCAGGAUUGGGAGUCUCAAAUUGAAGCGUGGCAAAGGCCUAUACUAGAAGACAAGCGACUUCCAGAAUGGUAUCCAGUUACUCUAUUCAAUGAGCUCUAUUAUCUUAAUGCUGGUGGAACUGUGUGGACAGAUGGUUCUUCUUCAUUACAGAGUACUGUGACAGUUGGAAAGCCGGGAUUUUCUCUUAACCAAUCAAAUUCUGACUUAGUAAAUGCUACCAGUAUCUCUACACAAAAUGAUAUUGCUGUGGAGAUCCUUGAAUUAUUGACUUCAAUACUUGAGCAAGUGCACACAACAGUAAAAUCUAAUUCUGCCUUUGGUCCAAAAUUACUUCUAGAAGGGGAAGAAAACAUUGGUCAAUUUCUUUACUAUGAAGGCAUUGAGUAUCAUAUGUGGAACACAUAUGAUGUUCAUUUUUAUGCAUCUUUUGCAUUGGUAAUGCUAUUCCCAAAGCUCGAACUUAGCAUCCAGAGAGACUUUGCUGCAGCAGUUCUAAUUCAUGAUUGUAGAAAAAUGAAACUUUUGCAUGAUGGAAAAUGGGCAUCAAGAAAAGUUGUUGGUGCUGUCCCACAUGAUAUUGGGCUUAAUGAUCCAUGGUUUGAAGUGAAUGCCUACAAUCUCCAUAACACAGAUCAGUGGAAAGAUUUGAAUCCAAAAUUUGUUCUCCAGGUAUACAGGGAUGUCUUAGUCACAGGUGACAAGAAAUUCGCACAAGCUGUUUGGCCUUCUGUUUAUGUAGCAAUGGCCUAUAUGGAUCAGUUUGACAAGGAUGGGGAUGGCAUGAUUGAGAAUGAUGGCUUUCCUGAUCAAACUUAUGACACAUGGUCGGUCUAUGGCGUGAGUGCAUAUUGUGGGGGGCUGUGGGUUGCAGCACUUGAAGCUGCUUCACUCCUAGCCCAAGAAGUUGGUGAUAAGGGUUCACAGGAUUAUUUUUGGUUCAAAUUUCAGAAGGCGAAAGCUGUUUAUCAGAAAAAAUUGUGGAAUGGGUCAUAUUAUAAUUAUGACAGCAGUGGGGGUAGUAAUAGUACAUCUAUUCAAGCCGACCAAUUGGCUGGACAAUGGUAUGCUCGAGCAUGUGGUCUAGCUCCUAUUGUUGAUGAAGAGAAGGCAAAAUGUGCCCUUGCCAAUAUUUUUGAGUUCAAUGUGAUGAAGGUGAAGGAGGGUCGACGAGGGGCUGUCAACGGAAUGCUUCCUGAUGGAAAUGUUGACAUGUCAUCAAUGCAGUCAAGAGAAAUAUGGUCAGGUGUUACUUAUGCCCUUGCUGCCACCAUGAUUCAAGAAGGAUUACUGGACAUGGGUCUUCAGACUGCAUAUGGAGUCUUUGCCGCUGUGUGGUCACAAAAAGGACUUGGGUACUCAUUUCAAACUCCAGAAGCGUGGAAUACCAAUGAUCAGUACAGGUCAUUAUGCUAUAUGCGCCCAUUGGCUAUAUGGGCAAUUCAAUGGGCUCUCUCUCGUCCAAAACCCUCCGAGCUGGAGGUAAGACCAGAAGUGAAUGAAGAUUCUGUGGCUAGGUAUCACUUGGGAUUCUCGAAAGUUGCUCGUCUUUUGAAGCUACCGAAGGAGGAAGCUGCCACAGGUCUUGUGCAAGUUCUUUAUGAUAAAACUUGCAGGAGGAUGUGGAAUUGAUUACUUAUUAUUUUCAAGGAUUUAGAAUCCUUGACUUAUUAAUUAUUAUUCCAUUGGAGCAUUGCCAGAAGGGGAAGGGUGGUGAUCAGCUGUUUUUGAUAAGUUGAUUUCCACUUCCAUUUGCUUGUAUCAUUUCCUUUUAUACAUUUAUCCGAAGUAUAUAAUAUUCUGCUACUUGUGAUUCUUGUAUGACAUUUCUCGUAUAACCCCUUUGUAAAAUUAUUUUAAUCGAAGUUCUUAUUCAUUGAACAUAUUGAUUUGGUUCAA